Zea mays is the source of this 1098-nucleotide messenger RNA. RefSeq lists its product as uncharacterized. The transcript is spliced from 7 exons. Gene Ontology annotation, cellular component: membrane. The coding region runs from base 1 to 1098 and encodes 365 amino acids. NCBI's taxonomy places the organism in Eukaryota, Viridiplantae, Streptophyta, Magnoliopsida, Poales, Poaceae. The record is from RefSeq and is a predicted model, not a curated record.
AUGGGGCUCCAUGGAAUACAAGCUAUGAGCGAAGACCGUUUACGAGUCCUGCGACUAGCUCAAGAGAAGUCAGACCUCCAGGAUAUGGGCCUGAAGAAAACCAAGGCAGUGGCAUUUCCUGCUGUUGAAUUGAUUGAUGCAGAAAUAGCGCAGUCAUUUUCACAACAAAGGAAAAAAAGAGAUGGCGGUGGUCCUACAUAUCAUGAAACUUUUGCUUAUGCUCAAGGGCCGUUUGCUCGUGACUUUGUUCACGUGUGGCAUCCCCACAAUCAAAAUGUGGGAGCAACAGGUUCUGGUCUGUCUGGUGUUGCUACUGUCUCGAGUACUCUUGGUGUACUUCGAGCUUACAGUCCAAAUUCGACAUCAGCAUCCUCCAGUAAUUUGUCAACUGUCCAUAUGGGUGGACUAACAUGUAUAACUCAGCCGACGACAGAACUGGGGUCUGAGGAUACUGUUAUUGCACAAUUUUUGAGUAAUCCUGCCCAAGUUGGACCAAGCGAGUCUCCUGUCCUAUUUAGUGGAACAGUUGGUGCUGCAUCUACAUUUUCUCCAUUGGCAUCUAAUGACCUUCCUGAAAUAAGUGCUAUGGUGCCCCCUCCAUCAACAUCUGCUGAUCGUCUGGGACCUGUAUUACUUGGUUGUAUACGAGACGUCUUGUGGCACGGCCAUUUCUUAAGGUAUUUCUCGCUACAAUUAAUUGGUGACAACUCUGUUCUGUUCCACUACAGGUAUCUCUUGAUAUUGGACCGCACGAACUGGAAGACCAACAUGCUGACAGCUCUCUUGGUUCCUUACAUUUUCUUCACUCUGCCUAAUGUGUUGUUUUCUCUGAUCAGAGGAGAGGUGGGGAAAUGGAUUGUGAUUAUUGCUGUUAUUCUGCGCCUAUUUUUUCCGCGCCACUUCCCAGCGGUCGCCCCCAGUCUGUUCGCACACACCUUCAGGGACGACCUCGUCGGUGUCUUCAUAUGCCUUGCGAUCGGAUGCUACCUGCUCCAAGAGCACAUCAGGGCGUCAGAUGGACUUAGGAACGCCUUCAGGAAGGGCAAUGGCGUGUCCAACUCCAUUGGCAUCCUCCUGCUCUUCAUCUACCCUGUCUAG